AUAACAUUGAGUCUAUCUCUGCUGUAAGAAGCUAUAUCCAGCUGCGGAGCCAUGGCCGAACUAGCCGCCAGCCUCGGCGCAUUACAGAUCGACCGAGGAACAUGUCUUGGUUUCGCUGACGACCCAUUUCAGAUUCCGUUCUGUCCGUCAGGCAACCUCGCAACAGAAUUGGACAACACUCCUCGUUAUCUCUUUCGUGUUUACUCAAGAAAUUCCAGCGGAGAGAACAAUACCCAGUGGAUGAAAUCCCCUGCCGCUCUGGAAAACAAUCUAACAGACAUUUUUGCACGAGAUGACGCUGCAAAUGUCGCUACAGUCCUCAACGAGCAUCUUCGAUGGUGGCCGAAAUCAUGCGCAGACCCAUUCAUAUCAUGGACAACUUCGCUGCUUUUUGCGAUCCAAUACAUUAUCUAUAAGCAUAAGACGGAAGGUACCGAGCUGCAGAGAAUGCAUCUCUGUAUCGUCGACACCACCAUGUUCCCAAAAGGAGUGUUCAUACGAGACCUUGACCUGAUGGAGGAAUUCCAUGAUAAGGUCCCGAACGGCCAAGAGAGAGGACUCCAAAACUACUUGAAUUUGCGAACCAAGCGAUAUUCGCCUAACUCGGGUGCCUACUAUUUCGGAGAGUUCCUCUCCCAAGGGCAGACAAACAUCAAGACCAAGGGUCGUUCAUCCACGGUGACCUGCGACAAGAUUGUCAAGGACGAGUUGUUCACCAUACUACCCCAAUUCAGAGUCGAAAUGGAACGUGACUCGAAAGAAGCACGAUUGGCGAAAGCAGUGAUGGAGUGUCGAAAGCCGUUCUACGUGGAUACAGAGCGGGAACCAACCAGGGCCUCUGAUGUCGGCAAGGCAAUGACAAUAGCCUCAAGAUUUGGGACGGAGUGGUCUCUGCCCGUGCUAGCCAAUCUACUGGCUCUACGUCCUCGCAGGGCGCAUGAUCCCGGGAUUCUAGGUCCUAUCUCAACACUAUUUCCAAAUGAGUUGAGACAUAGCUUUUCGUCCAAAAACACGACAGUCGCGGCCAACGAGAACACCCCAGAGGUCCUGCAGUUUGGGAAGAUCAUUCACGAUAUCCAUGAGGACUAUUGGGUCGAGUCUAUCUAUGUCUUAUCGAGAUCUAUAGAAGAGACUACCGAACUUGCGCGUCGCUUCACGGCUAACCCUAGGCUCACAGCAGCUUUCCGGUUCCGGGGCAAUGGCAACCCAGCAGCUUAUCUCUAUAGGAUAGAGAGAGGGCGUCUGUCGCUACUUAUGCAGAGCUUAGAGACGCUGAGUGGCAUGAUACAAGAAUGCCAAGAAGGUGGGAAUGCUAUUUAGAUACAGAUUGGAUCGUCGUAGAUUCUGAAAGGGAACGCAACCGCGUCUGCUGCCACUAGUAAGUGGAUGAGUGAAGACGAAAGGCAUGGCAAUGCGUCCGCAGAGGACAUGGGAUGCUGGGGCUCGAUAAACGUCUGGGAGAGCAAUGAGAGUCGUCUUCCUGUCGAAGCGGAUACCACCC
Messenger RNA from Emericellopsis atlantica, 1501 nucleotides. RefSeq lists its product as uncharacterized. Bases 52 to 1320 code for a protein of 422 amino acids. The transcript has 3 exons. The record is from RefSeq and is a predicted model, not a curated record. NCBI's taxonomy places the organism in Eukaryota, Fungi, Ascomycota, Sordariomycetes, Hypocreales, Bionectriaceae.